Prorocentrum cordatum is the source of this 936-nucleotide messenger RNA. The record is from the annotation of a GenBank genome assembly. Lineage: Eukaryota; Dinophyceae; Prorocentrales; Prorocentraceae.
AUGGUGGCCGCGGCGGCGCCAGCGGCCCUGAGCCUGCCGGACCCCGUGGCGCUGCUGAAGGGAGGCGUGGCGGGCUGCGUGGCCAAGACGGCGACGGCGCCGCUGACUCGGUUGACCGUGUUGGCGCAGACCUGCACCUUGCUCAAGCUCUCCGGCGAGGGGCGCCUGAAGAUCGGCCUCGUGGCCGACCAGAGCGUGAACAGGGCACUCCGCGACCUGGUCGCGAGCGAGGGCCUCGCAGCGCUGUGGCGGGGCAACGCAUGCACUUUGGCGCACCGGUUCCCGUUCGCGGGCGUCAACUUCAUGACGUUCGAGUUCUUCCAGAAGACUCUGAACUUAGACGACGAGCGGCUUGCGAGAUACAGAUACGGCGACACGACUUACCGCUUACUGUCGUUCUUGCCGGGCGCCGUCGCCGGUUUCGCAUCCGUGGUGUUAUGUUACCCGCUCGAGGUCCUGCGCACGCGCCUCAUGGUCGACAUGCGCGUCCGCGACGGUUCCCUGCAGAAAUCACCGCACGGGGUCCUCGCCCACGUCAACCGGAUGAGGGACGAGGCCAGGAGGCAUGGGCCCGGGCGCUGGUACAGAGGCGUCGGCCUGGCGUGGGGCGUGACGGUGCCCGCUGUCUCCAUCUCGUUCGCUGUCUACACGAACUUGCAGCAGGAGUUCGAGUCGUUGGGCUACGGCCACAACAGCUGCUGCUCCACCCUGCUGGCCGGCGGCCUGUCUGGCGUGGUGGCGUCCACCGUCACCUACCCACUGGACACCGUGCGACGGCGCUCGCAGGCUGGAACCGGAGCGACGGCGCUCGCCCUCGCCAGAGAUAUGUGGCAAGCUGAAGGCUUCGGGGGCUUCAUGAAGGGCAUCCGGCCAGAGAUCUUGAAAGCAUUUCCAACGGUGGCGCUCACCUACCUCACGUACGAGCUGCUGCGGUGA